Penicillium chermesinum is the source of this 729-nucleotide messenger RNA. Its product is annotated as carboxymuconolactone decarboxylase family protein. The coding region runs from base 1 to 729 and encodes 242 amino acids. The record is from RefSeq and is a predicted model, not a curated record. Lineage: Eukaryota; Fungi; Ascomycota; Eurotiomycetes; Eurotiales; Aspergillaceae. Gene Ontology annotation, molecular function: peroxiredoxin activity. The transcript has a single exon.
AUGGGUAUUUUCCCAGGAGCUGGGCGAUUUCUUGCACAAAACGAAGCAUCCUGGACUCAACAGCAAAAGCCCCCGUCGCUCGAUCGUCAUCUCGUCCUCACAAGGUUCCACCAUGCGUCUACCCUGACGCCCCACGCGAGCCACCUCCAGCCGAUAGCGAGGCGGCUCAGAUCUAUCAACGGAUCUCAGCGCGUCGUGUGCCGCGCCCUCUGCUCCCCCCUGGACCGUGCAUUAUUACACGCGCCUCCGGUGGCAGAUGGCUACAACUCGUUCAUCGGCUCUCUUCGCACAAAAACCAAUCUCUCACCCGAUCUCUUGGAGCUCAGCAUCUGCCGUAUCGGUGUACUGAACAAAGCGAUUUACGAGUGGAAUAUACAUGGACCUCUCGCACUGAAAGCAGGGGUUUCAGUCAAUGAACUGAGCGACGUGGCUGCACUCCCCACUUUCACGGAUGAAGAGCAAUCACGAAAGGCUUGGGCUCACAGUGUGCUUACCAGAACCCAGAAGGCUGUGAUCAAGUAUACGGAUGAGAUGACGGUUCGCGUGGCAGUUAGCGACGAGGUGUUUCAGGAGUUACAUGAGGUGUUACCAUCCGAUCGCUCGAUUGUUGAGCUUACUGCGACUGUUGCGGGGUAUAACUGUGUCAGUCGGUUUUUGGUGGCUUUGGAUGUGGGAGAGCAUAAUGAUGGCGAAAUGAAAAGUCCGCAGCAUAUGGUCGAGAAUGCUUGA